AUGAAGUGGCUUCCAUUACCAAAAAUAGCGCAUGGCAUUGCGAUUUAUCCAUUCUCUCCUUCCAGCAUUGCUACAAAUGCAGGCACUAUCACUACAACAUCCAACUCAACAAGGCCAUCGUCGGGUCUUUUAUCGAUACAUCAACAAGACGACAGUUCCGUUCAUACUGCUUCUACUUCCAGCGUCGAUCUGUCAGCAUCUACUCAAACUGAAGAUUACAGCCAUUUAAUACCAUUGGAAGUGGGAGAUGAACUCUUCAUCAUUGAACAACAAGGCCAGUGGUAUCGAGGCUAUGUAUCAUGCCCUUCAGAACAAGGUGUAAAGCCCAACAAGGCUCCAAUUGGAUGUUUUCCCAGAUCGCAUGUCCAGAUCAAGGAAUACCUCGAUAUUGAUCCAGAUGAAGCAGAUACCAUUGUAUACCGGAAAAGACGAGACACAUCCACCACCUCAUCCAGACCAUUAUCAGAACUGAACGCCCUGCCUCGCUCUUUCUCAGAAUCCUACAUUCACAACACAGUCGACCUACCCUCCUCCACCAUUCGGCCUGGUAGUUUUGGCGAUUUGAAUUUUGAUUUUGAGACACCUGAUGUCAAGAAAUCAGUGGCUCAUAUACCCCCACCUCCAUUACCCUUAGCACGCUAUGAUCAGUCUACGGUAACAGGCAGCUCUGAACCUCUGGUGGAUGAGAUUGCUGCUUGCGUCAGUGAAUGGAACAGUUUAUUAUAUACCUUUAUCAGUCAACGUCAGUACAAUACCUUCAACACAGUGCGAGAUCACAUCAAUUAUCUGUUUCAAGCACGUCGACAGUUGUUGGAUCAGGCUUUGUCGAGGGAGGAGUUGGCAAAGCUCCGUAAAGAGAUCAUCAAUCGUAUGGUUGUCAGUAACAUCCAGUUGAAUCAAGACAUGAUUAUUCGACAUCCUGACAAGGGCUACUUACUGGAUUCUACCAACGCAUCGCUCAGCACCAUCUACCGCAUGCAUUUCAAGUAUGCGACACAUGCCUCCAGUGCCGUCACCAGCACACCAACCAAAAAAUUGGUAGACAACGCCAUGCUGGAUCGCUCUGCCAGCACCAGCACGGUCAACACCAUGUCCUCCAAUGCUGCGAAUACAUCUGCGCAUGGUCAGCCAGUGUCUCCUGUUACCAUGGCAACUGCAACAACUGCUGCUGCUGCUGCUCAGCAGCCAAAAGGAGCCAGAUUUUAUCACUUGUUUUUCGAGCUCAAGGCGUGUGUUGCUCACAUCUGUCAACCUGGCGAAUUUACUGAGCUGUAUUUCUCCUUGUACAGUGCUGUAGACGGCAAAUUUUUGACCGAGCAGUUUGUCGUUGUGCUCAAUUACAAUGGCAUGCCCAAAGACGAAUCGCAAAUUGGCAAGUUGCAGACGUUAUUUGUGGAUCUUUCAUUGCACGACAUUACAGAGGAUCUUUACAUGGUGUGUCAUGUGGUGCGUUUGGGAGGCAUGAAGCUUGGAGACGGUAAGGAUCACUUUGGCAAUAUCGGCACCCACACAUCGCAGUUCUUUCACUCCAACAAACAUCUCCAUCAGCCGUUCCAGAAACCAUCCGCUACCGCCAUUGCCAACACCAUGUGCAGAAGACCAUUUGGCUGUGCGGUCUUGAAGCUCAGCUCAUUGGCUUCGUUGCACAACAGUGAUGAGAAAGCAAGUAUUGAACAUGAUAUGCCCGUCUAUGCUGCAAUCUCGGAGGCAAACUAUACAACGUUGCACGAGGACAUUAUAGCCAACAAUACCAAGGAAUUUCAAAAGAACCCACGUGCAGAGUCGUUGAGAGUCUCGUUGCGUACGUUUUUUGGGUUCCUGGAUGAGGUGCUCAAGACCAACGCUGCACUGCUGCAAGACAUUCCACAUACACUGCGACUGGGUUUUGCGGACGUAGCCUUUCCUGAUGAUAGCCGAAACGAUCUGUAUAUCAAGCUGGAGUCUGGCGACCUGACUCAGUUUGGUCGAUCUCGUAAUAUUCAAGUGACCAUGUGUGUGCGUGACAAUAGAACGGGUCAAGUCAUUGAGAAUGCUAUUUCAGUGGGUGCUGGUGCGCGUCCAGUGAGCUAUUGGGAGAGCAUGGUCAUUUAUCAUGAGCAGCGUCCGAAAUGGGGAGAACUGAUUAAGAUCAAUAUUGAGGAUGUGCAUCAAUGGGAGCGCUCGCAUGUCUUUUUGACGGUCAAACAUCGUAGCAGCAAUUUCACAGGUUCAGGGUCCAGCACACCUAUGCUGAAAUUUGGCAGCAGUAACAGCAGUAAUGGAUAUCAAGCUCAACAAGCAAGUGUAGAUGCCCCUACACAGUCAUCCACAUCUGUUGUAUCUGCAACAUCGGGCGGUGGAGAAAAGAUCAUUGCCAUGGGCUUCCUUCCUUUGUUCUUGCCUCCUCUGCACCGUGAUUUUGUCGCAGAUGGAUCUCACACACUCAAUCUGUACAAGUACGAUCGACAGUCGUCUAUGCCUCGCUAUUACUUGGACAACAUGCCUUGGUGUCUUCGAUCCACUGCACCGUCUAACAUGGUGCACCCGUCAUCCAUGGAUGCGAAAUCACCUCGUCCUUCUUACCGCACCAAAGGCCACGCGCACUCACCUUCCACACAAAGCUUCAAGAGUUUGAGCGGGUCUUUCAAUUCAUCAGCUACUGCGUUCAACACUACCAGUGCGUCCAACAGUCUCACUGAUGUGUCUUCAGCAGCACCACAGCAGCAGCAACAGCAACAGCCCUCCCCCAACAGCAGCACUAAGCAGCUUGUAUUGUUGCGCGAUACCAUCACGCUCAAUACAUUCUUGUGCUCCAACAAGUUUACUCAAAACAAAGUUCUCGUCAAGCUGCUGAAUUGGCGUGCUUUGAUGGAAGGCUCUUUGGAGGAUGGCACAGUUGAGCUCCUGUCUGUGCUGGAUCAGUUUACCUUUGUGGGUGAAGUGGAAGUGGUGAAAUUCUUGGGUGACAUUUUUGACGCCUUGCUGGAUAUUUUGGCCUAUGAGGACGACGAUAUCAGCGAACUGGUGACCAGAGAAAUCCAUGACCAAGUGCUUGCUGCUAUUGUCUGGCUACUGGGCAUCGUGCAAGACCGUCGAUUCAGCAACUUUCGACCUGUACUGGAUGUCUAUAUCCAGAAUAGAUUUUCAAUCCAAGACUAUGAGCGUGUAAGUCACCAGUUAUUCACCAACAACAAUGGCAACAACAAGCGAGAAACGCGUAAUUACAGCUACCGUCUUGCACCUGAAACCACAUUUGAGCACUUGAUGAAGAGCUUGUCUCGUUUAUGCAAAGAUCCCAGCGACGCAUCCAAAGCCAAGCUACUGAGAAGCAGCAUGAAGGUGUGGGACUAUCUCUUUCGCUUCAUUGUCAGGUCUCGCUUGAAUCAGCAGCAAAAGGAGCAUGAGGAGGAACGUGCUGUCAACGAUGAGACGUUCAAGAAGGAACUGGACAAGUUAUUGCAGGAGAUCACUAGCAUCAUGGACCCUGAACACCCCAGUUCCAUGAUUGGCACACAGACACUGGCCCUACAACACUUUGCUGAUAUCUUGGUGGAACUGCACAGAAUACUCUCUCCCCAGCAAGUGCUUGACGUGGCUGUGCAAUUUGUCGAUGCGUGUACUCAUGUCACGGGCAGAUUGGUAGGCUUCAAACUCGCCAUGAUCCUCGGCAUUGUCAAGGGUCCCACUUUUGAGUAUCCAUCAUGUAGACUGGAGAUGGCCAAGCAUAUAAUUCGCUGGAUCAGACUGUGGUUGAACUCGUACAUGGCUACUGCCAAGGAUGUCAUCUUUGCUAGGCAAGUAGAGCAGCAGCAGCAACACCCAGAUAGCAACAACCCUCAGCAGACUCGACUCCCGAGAUCACAGUGGAUAGAGAACUUGCGACUGUCAACCACCAUCUUGAGUGAAUUACUAGACAGAGUGAGGAAGUCCUUUGGCUUGACAUCUUCUGGAUUGACAUCGUCGUGUAUAUCAUCACCCUCCAUCAGCAACUACUCGCGACCUACUUCUUUUGCAGCGACGAAUGAUGACGAUGCCUUUGCUCAAGAGUGUUCCGUGACGGAUAUGAGUCAAGUCACCGAGUAUGCGCUUCAAUUGGUACCUCAGCUACUGAAUGCGUACAAGGACAUUCAGAGGUUGACUGUGCAAGCCAUGCAUGUGUCUAGCGUGUCUCCAGGUACGCCUAUCAUUGACUCUCAUCUAACCCAUGGAGGAGGAGGAGGAGGAUCUGCAUCAAAUCCUGGUUCAAGACCUCAUUCGCGUCAGUCGUUUAGUAUCUUGAGGGAGAGGGCGAGUUCCAUUGGUGCCAAUACGAGCAAGAACCCUCUGCUAGCGCCUGACAUUGUUCAAGAGAUGCAGGGCAAUCUUCAUCAAAAGUCUGCUUCGAUUGCGAAUGGUGGCGUUGCAACAAUACCCAGUGGUCCAAAUGAUGCCAUUACCAACAUAAACAUCCACAACAGCAGCGACAACAACAGCAACAAGUCUAAGUUUACGGUGGUAUUGCAAGCAUUGUCGACAUCACCGGCUACGCCAUUUCCUAGCACGUAUCCUUUCCAGCCUGCCAUCAAGACAUCCUCCACAUCUGGCGGUAAACAAGGGUUGACCAGUGAUCAAGCAGCCAUGAUCAGUACGGGUCUGUUGGAUAUGACAGUGGUCAUCUUGGAGCUGUUCUACAUGACACCCAGGCAGCAGUGGAUUACCUUUAUCAAAAAGAUGCAAGCUCAGGACGGUAUUGAGGACACGGCUGAAUUCUUGCGCAAGAUUGUGUACACAUGUAUGGGCAUCCUGUUUGGUGAUAACGUCUUGACAUUGGAAGAAUCCAGCUUGACCGUGGAUGGCAUGUCCCGCAGUGAAGAGGAUGAAAUGCGAGACAGACGAAGAAUACCAAAAAAAUGGCUCAACUUUGAUGCCAUUGCGCAUCAAAUUAUUUUAUGCAAUAUUUUGGAACCCAUCAAGUCCAUCUUUGAGCUUCCUGCCUUCAUUCCCACUGAAAAAGCGUACAUGCCUAUGGAAGAGGAUGACGACAUGUUGCCUACCAUGGAUGAAGAAGGCACGCUACCUGACACACCACACGAGCAGCAGAGCAACCAGAAACCAUCGAGUAGUAAUGUGGCUGAACAGAGAUCUACCUUGUUGUUGUGGAGAAUCUUUUAUGUUGGCUUUUUGCGUGUGGUAGGCAGCCCAAGACUGGAGUUGUCUGAAUCCAUGCCUCAGGUACAACGUGCUGUCUGGAAGAUCACUGGUAACAUGCGUGGUGAAGUGGGUGCCAAGGUCUUUUUGUCCUUGUGGAAGUUGGCUGGAAAGAGUGCAAGCUGUACAGCGGCUGGUUUUGGUACACUGAAUGACUAUGAUGUUACAGCCAACAAACCGCCUUUGACUGAUUACUUUGGUUCUGAAUUCUCGCACCAAUCACCCGUGUCGUCGACAUCAGAAUUUAAUCAUUUCAACGAUGAUUCUCUUCGUCAAAGCAUGGCAUCGAUUGAAGAAGUAGACGAUGACGAGCACGAAUUCAACACCAAUGGCCCAUCCAAUCGCACCAGUAGCACCAACAACUACUCGGUACGUAACAGUGUGCGUAUUGGCCCCACCGAUGAGGUACCACUGUCAUCCAUUCAUGAGGAGCAUUAUACCGAUAUCGUAGCCAAGUCUGAAGUCUCCUUCUUGCAAGCUGAUUUGGCUUACUUUAUCCUCAGUCCCCUGUGUGCUGUCAGUCUGACGCUACAUGAUCGCGUCCGAGUGAAUGCUUUGUCCAUCAUUGCUGACAUCAUUGCCAUUGAACUCUACUCCUAUGGUGAAUUGCUCCAUGUGCAGCAUGUGGUUAUCAGUACGCUGGAUCGUUUGGUCAUGUCUGGAAACAAGGGAAAUGAAGUUAUCAAUGCACGAAUCACUGUGGAGCUGAUCGCAGCGCUAGAGCAACGACUGCUUGCUGAUAAUCGACAGGAUUGCUUGAUUGUGGGUACAAGAGCUGUUGAAUCACUGUGCAAAUUCCAUGGAUUGUUACUGCAAAUCAGAAGUCUGCCUUCAGAUGACGAUGAGUUUAUGGAUGAACGCAUUACGGCCACAUUGAAACUGAUGAAGUUUAUCCAAGUGAUUGAAAGAGAGGAAAUCUACAUCAAGUAUGUGCAUCAACUGGUACAAUUGCAUUUAGAUAGUCGCAACUUUAUUGAAGCUGCUCUGACGUUGCGCUUCCAUGCCGACCUACUGCAAUGGGAUCCUAGUGACAAAUUAAGCGACAUCGCCGAUCUGGCACUGCCAGUACAAAGCUCAUUUUCCCGCAAAGAAGGACUCUACAUGAAGAUGAUUACAUAUCUGGAUCAAGGCAACGCCUGGGAGAUUUGUGUGCAGCUUUGCAAGGAAUUGGCUUAUGAAUAUGAGAAUACGCUGUAUGAUUAUGUCAAGUUGAGUGAGAUUCUCCAGCGUCAAGCUACGUUUGCCGAAAACAUUGUCAAAAAGGAACGCUGCUUUACUGAAUACUUUCGUGUUGGUUUCUAUGGCCGUGGCUUUCCUGCUAGCAAUCGCAACAGACAGUACAUUUAUCGUGGCCUGGAGUGGGAAAAGAUGUCUUCGUUUGUGGAGAGAAUGCAAAAUCGACAUCCCAAUGCUCAGUUGCUGCCCAGCAAAAUAUCCAAUUCCAUGUCCAUUACAGACGACCAGCUAAAAGAACUCGACAGUGCACUGGAUGGCCAGUAUUUGCAGAUUACACCUGUGACACCUAUCCCAGAUACGGAUGAUAUCCCCUGUCUCUCCAACCCAAAUGCACCAGACAGCAUCAAGAAAUACUAUGCCUUCAACAACGUAUCUAAGUUCUCUUUCUCUAAACCUGUGACAAGAGAAGCCACUGACAAAUCCAGUGGUGGUGGCGAAAAUGACAAGCAACCUGAAUCUGAUUUCUUGAAUCUAUGGACUGAAAAGUUUGAUUUUGAAUGUGAGGAUAAAUUCCCAACCAUCGUCAGAAGAUCCAAGAUUGUCAGCUCGCAAACAAGCGUGAUAUCGCCUAUCGAAAAUGCUGUUACUGCCAUGGAAAACAAAAACAAAGAACUUGAAUCGUUAGAGAAGAAAUAUGCUGCCUAUCUUCCCAAGAGUGGUCGUCGCAUGUCGAGUCUGGCACCACCCGUCAAUAUCAACCCAUUCUCCAUGUCACUCAACGGUGCUGUAGAUGCUCCAGUCAAUGGUGGUGUGCCUCUAUACAAGAAGGCCUUUUUGAGUAAAGAAUAUUGGGACAAGAACCCAGACAUGCGACAAUGGAUAUACAGGCUUCAAAAUGCCAUUCAGGAUCAGGUCUUGAUUAUCAAGAAAUGUCUGGAAACCCAUAAUAAGCUCGUGAGCAAUGAAAUGCGACCUUUCCAUGCGACAUUGACUGAAUUCUUUAACAAGAACUUUGCUGAGGAAAUCAAAUCACUCAAAGCAAAGAGCAUCAAGGAAGAAAUCAAAGAAGCCCCCUCACUCAGCAUUUCGACCAACAAUUCACUCAAUCGUCGCCGUUCAACACUCUCCAGUAGCACUACAACAGAAAACAACAGCGUUUACAGUCAUCCUCCAGUCGAUGAUGCCAAGCUCAUAUCACCUAGUCUUUCUCGUCAAAACACAAAUACACAAACCCCUGGUGUUGGUGGCGUUCCUGUACUGCCUACGCUACCUGUUAUGUCGCCCAUCAGUCGAGCCUUCUCAAUCCGUACACCAGUGACAGAAAACUCGCCUGGACUAUCUGUUUCUGGUCUGACAAAUAGCAACAACACCGCUUUUGAAAAUGCUACCAUGUCUCGUGCUGAAAGUCUAUCUCGUACAUUGAAGAUGUCAUUGCGUAAAAAGUCUCGCAAGAAGUCGCAAAAUACAGGCAGUGGAAGCAAUUCAGCACAUCAUGUUUCUUCCAAUAAUGGCAGCAGUAUGCUUGAUUAA
Molecule: messenger RNA, 7872 nt
Organism: Mucor velutinosus
Lineage: Eukaryota; Fungi; Mucoromycota; Mucoromycetes; Mucorales; Mucoraceae
Exons: 3
Coding region: 1-7872 (2623 amino acids)
Biological process (GO): small GTPase-mediated signal transduction
Cellular component (GO): cytoplasm; plasma membrane
Molecular function (GO): guanyl-nucleotide exchange factor activity; small GTPase binding
Source: RefSeq, a predicted model, not a curated record